Messenger RNA from Mercenaria mercenaria, 4186 nucleotides. Its product is annotated as failed axon connections homolog. Bases 64 to 975 code for a protein of 303 amino acids. Gene Ontology annotation, cellular component: cytoplasm. The record is from RefSeq and is a predicted model, not a curated record. The transcript has 6 exons. Lineage: Eukaryota; Metazoa; Mollusca; Bivalvia; Venerida; Veneridae.
UUACACAACUUACACGUGAAUUAUUGUAGAUCUAUUUAAUUAUUUUGCGGUUUUUAAUUAAAUAUGCUGCUGGAAAUCAUAAUUUGCUGUAUUUUACUUGCUGUUGCUACUGUUGGAUUUUAUUAUUACAAAUUCAGAAUAGCAAACAGAGUUCGAGCCCCGAAAGAUGUAGUUCUGCUCUACCAGGUUGGCCGUGGACCACGGGCGCCGAGUUUCUCGCCGUUCCCUAUGAAACUGGAGACGUUCCUUCGGAUGACUGCAAUACCAUAUAUUAAUGAUCAUGCGGCACGGUUCUCCAGCAAAGGUAAGACUCCCUGGAUAGAACUGAACGGUAAAGCUGUCGCAGAUAGUCAACUUGCUAUUGAGUUUCUCAAGAAAAAGUUUGGAGUGGAUGCUGACGGUCAUCUUACAGAGGGAGACAAGGCGGUGGCUAGAGCCUUCUUGAAACUGACGGAAGAAAAUCUCUACUGGACUAUGUGUAUAGAGAUGUUUGGGGACAAUCUUGAACCCGUGAAAACCGUGAUUCCAUAUCGUGGGUUUAAACUUUGGUUAACGGUGACCUUAUUACGAAGGGCCUUGGGCAAGCAAACAUGGGGUCAUGGAAUAGGGAGACACACAAAGGACGAGGUAUGGGAUAUUGCAGUGCGGGAUAUGAACGCCCUUUCAAAUUAUUUGGGUACUAAGAAGUUUCUGAUGGGCGAUGAACCUUCCGAGGUGGACUGUUCAGUGUUUGGGAUGAUUGCCCAGAUCUACUGGCACAUGCCGGGCUCAAAACAUCAGGUUUAUCUAAAAGAAAAUCUUCAGAAUUUAGUAGACUAUAUAUAUAGAAUGAAGGAUCGCUUUUGGCCUGACUGGGAGAGCAUGACGUUAGAAGGUUCAAGUUGCAAAUCGGACCACGGGGAGCUGCACAUGCCAGAGAAAGUGACCACCCGGAAUGGCUUAUCAGGGCACAGAUUCCUUAACGGUACAACUUGAGUUACUGGGACGGUUGACAGGCCUCUGGAUUUAUGUAUUUUUUCUGAAAUUGUUCUGAAUUAGAAUUCUUUUCUGAGCCGAACUGCUUCUGCCAACGUAUUUACGCGUUAGGAAGGCAUUGUGAACUCUGAAAAUCUGAAGAUGUAUUGAUUCCCGUUUACCAGCUAUAUAAGCAUAUUGGGAUUUUUUUUCAAAGCUGAAGACGAAGCAAUAUGUGUAACACUUUACUGUCAGUUUAACAAAUUACCCCCGAAUGCAUCGUAAAAAUUGAAGAUGCGUGUAUCCCAUUUUUCUAACAUUUUACAUAAUUAUUAGGAGUACCCUCUUGCUGGCAUAUUAACAAAAUACGAAGGCACUGCAAAAGCGGAAGACUUUUAUUAGACAUUUUCAUAAUCAAAUAAAGUAUUCCGAUUUCCAGGCAUUUUUUAUGACACAUCAUUGAUUAAGAAGUAAUUCCAUUCCGAAGAUUAUCCAGUGUAUCAGACAUUUUAACCAAUUUCGAAGGCAUCAUGAAAUGUGAAGUUGCAUGUAUCCUAGUUUUUAACUGAGCUAUUAGUAUAGGUGGAUCGUCCACUUACUGGUCAGAAUAACACCAAAUUUGGUCUAUAGCAUCCUGGUGAGGUCUUCUAUCAAGUUUGUUCAAAUGGGGGCACUUUGCACCUUCAAGGGGCCACUAGAGCUGAAAACAGGAAAACCUUUAUAUGACUUCUUUUCAUGAAUCGUUAAAUAGAUCUUCAUCAAACUUGGUCUGUAGCAUCAUUUCAAGGUACUCCCCCAAGUUUGUUCAAAUGAGGGCACUUGGCCCCUUUUAGGGACCGCUAGACCUGAAAAUAGAAAUACCUUUAAACAACUUCUUAUUAUGUACCUCUUGAUGAAUUUUCAUCAAACUUGGUCUGUAGCAUCAUUAUUUGGUCCUCUCCAAAUUUGUUCAAAUGGGGACACUUGGCCUCUUUUAGGGGCCGCUAGAGCUAAAAAUAGAAAUAUCUUUAAAAGUCUUCUUUCCAUGAAAUGCUUGAUGGAUCUGCAUUAAACUUUGUCUGUAGCAUAAUUAUAUGGUCCUCUCUCCCAGAUUGUUUAAAUGAAGGCAUUUGGCCCCUUUUAGGGUCCGAUAGAGCUAAAAUAGAAAACAAAACUAGGAGAACUGUAAUAAUACAUAUUGAAUAAGGGAGAAAACUGCUAAACAGUGUACUGUUCUACUGAGUAGGAAUUAUUUCUCUUGAAUAAGUAUAAAAAGGGGAGAGUGGUGAGGGGGGUGGGGGGAAGGCCUUCAGAGUUAAAAAUGGAAAUACAAUGUACCUUUAAACAACUUCUUAUCAUGAACCGCUUGAUGGAUUCUUAUCCAACUUGGUCUGUAGUAUCAUUAUAUGGUCCUCUCCCAAGUUUAUUUUUUCAAUUAAGGACACUUGGUCCCUUUUAGGGGCUGCUAGAGCUAAAAGUAAUAGAAAUACUUUAAAAGUCUUCUUCUCAUGAACCGCUUGAUGGAUCUGCAUUAAACUUUGACUGUAACAUAAUUAUAUGGUCCUUUCCCAAAUUCGUUCAAAAGUGAACACUUGGGCCCUUUUAUGAGCUGUCAGAGCUAAAAAUAGAAAAAAACUAGCUAAACUGUAAUAAUGCAUAUUGAAUAAGGAAGAAAACUGUUAAACAGUGUCCUGUUCUACUGAGUAAGAAUUAGAAGGAGAUUUUCACCAAACCUAGUUAGAAGGAAAGUCAGAUGGUUAAGGCUUUAUUCAGGUGAGCGGCUUAGGCCCAUUUGGCCCUCUUAUUGUUAUUUUGACACAAACAAAGGAAAAUGAGAACUUGAAGAUGUAUGUUUUCUCUUUACCUCACGUUUUGAAAUAUUACAAAGAUGCAUAUGUCCCAUUUUACACAUCAUGGAUGCAUUUUGAAGUCUGGAGACGCAUUUACACUGCCCAUCCCGCCCCAUCAUCUCACCUCUUUACCCUUUCCUCACAUUUUUACACAUUACGAAGGCAUUAUGAAGUCUGAAGAUUCAUAUAUCCCCUAUUCCUGACAUUUUUUUUUACAUUACGACUGAAGAUGUGUAAUAUAUCCCCUAUUCCGGACAUUUUGGCGGGAGAUGUGUAAUAUAUCGCCUAUUCCGGACAUUUUGGCGGGAGAUGUGUAAUAUGUCCCCUAUUCCGGAGAUUUUUUACCAUUAUGAAAGUAUUUUUAUACGCAUUUUAUAAACGGUUGUCACAAAGUAACAUUUUAACAUAUUUUGGUAUUUUAUAAUAUAGAAUGAUAUAGAAUAACUUUGUUUUUUCUUGAUCUCUUUUUUCUCUAACACAUUCCAGCAGACUGUUUCACAAAAUUUUCAUGUGGAAUUGGAUCAUUUUACGCUUAAAGAUUAGGAUACAUUGUGUUUGAAGGUUUUAUAUAUAUAUAUAUAUUCUUUUUUUCUUGUUGGCUUACAUCAGAAUAUAUUUCUUUGAAUUUUACAUAUAAGGACUUUAAUGUCUAAUAAAUAAUUUAAUAACAAAUGUGGUUGCUGUAACAGUAGAUAUUCCAUAUAUGGAUCCUAUGGUUGCUUAAAAGGUGCAAGAGUUUUUUCUUGAAACUUGGUAUUUGGUAGAAGACAACAUGGAGAAUUUUAGUCUUUUUGUUCAUCUACUUGUCCGUAGAAUUUACAUCAGUUGCAAAUGAUGGAUUCUGCUAAGCCUCUAAGUACGAGAUUUUUUAUGAAACUUAGAGCGUAAAUGUAAGUCUUUAAUAUUACAUCAGUUUAUUAUGACCUUUUAUCCAUACAUUCGUCUGUCUGUCUGCCCAUCCGCCAGUCACAAAAGAUGGAUCUUGCUGAACUUAAAAAUGUACAAGCUAUUUUUUUUGAAACUCGGAUUAUAGAUGGUGGUUUAUUUGAACUUUCUGCAGAACCUUCUACUAAGUUUCAGUAUGAAAUAAUAUGAUUCUUACAACAACAAAUGUGACAAAUGCUCUUUUUUUUCAGUACGGGACUUUUAUUGCAGGUAAAUGGAUCUGUUACCUGUAUGGUGUAAGACUAGUUAUUUUUGCAAUGGAUUUAUUCACAAUAACUGCAUCUCAGCACAAUAUUGUAUAUUAUACAAACACUUAGAUAGAUAAUUAUUUAUAUUUCUAAUGUAUAUUACACACACGUGUACAUACAUUCCAAAAACUUGUACUACAAUGUACACAUAAGUUUAUAUUUUGUGCAUAUAUUUUGUUAUUUGUGUACUUUUGGUAAAAAAAAUAAAAC